This is a messenger RNA of Musca domestica (house fly), 1007 nucleotides long. RefSeq names its product glutathione S-transferase 1. Gene Ontology annotation, molecular function: glutathione transferase activity. The record is from RefSeq and is a predicted model, not a curated record. The transcript has 5 exons. The coding region runs from base 160 to 846 and encodes 228 amino acids. NCBI's taxonomy places the organism in Eukaryota, Metazoa, Arthropoda, Insecta, Diptera, Muscidae. Gene Ontology annotation, biological process: glutathione metabolic process.
UCAGUUGCCUUUGGACAGCCACAGUUCUCAGAACAUUCGUGUUUCGGUAGAUAAAAAGCAAACGAAAAACAUUUCGCAUUUGUUUGAAACAAAAAUAACAACAAGAAUAAGUAAAGAAUUCAUUAGCAUUUAAACAAGAAAAAAACCCAAGCAACAGCCAUGAGCAACAAACCAACUUUGUACUACGCUCUGUUUAGUCCUCCGGCCAGGGCAUGCAUGAUAACAGCCAAGUUGAUUGGCCUGGAUUUGGAUUUGAAAUUUGUUGAUUUCUCACAAAAAGAACAUUUGAGCGAAGAAUUUCUAAAGUUAAACCCCCAACAUCAGAUACCGGUUUUUGUGGAUUCGGAUGGUGAAGUCUAUAUUGACAGCCACGCCAUUAUUUGUUUUAUGGUUGGUAAAUAUGGCAAGGAUGAUAAACUCUAUCCCAAGGAUUUGAAGACCCGAGCCCAUGUUGAUCAUCGCCUGCAUUAUGAGAAUGGUGUUCUGUUCCAAGUUAUUAAAGAUAUUGUGGCCCGCAACAUAUACGGUGGCGAGGGUGAUUUCAACCCCAAGACUAUUAUUCUUUGUGAAAAUGCCUAUAGCUUCUUGGAAGCCUUUCUCAAAAAAGGCAAAUAUGUGGUGGGCGAUGAAAUGACUGUGGCCGAUGUAUCGAUUAAUACCACUCUGGUGACUUUGAAUUUGUUGCUGCCAGUCAGCGCUGAAAAAUAUCCUUUAACUGUUGCCUGGAUGGAGAGGAUGAAAUCGUUGCCCGAUUAUGACGAAGUUAAUGUGAAGGGUGCCGAAGCCUUGUGUACACGCAUCAAGGGGGUUAUGAGUGCCACCCGUGAAGCUGCAGCUGGAAAAUGAAGAGAUUGUAGAAUGGAGUUUAUCUUCUAUAUAUUUGAUUUUAUUUAGGGUUUCCGGGAUUAAUUUAAAUUUUGUAAUUGGAAAAUUAAAUGUACUUAAAUUUGUUGGAAUUGUAGCGAUGUGCCUGUGAAUAAACAUUUAGAGUUAUGAUUGUAAACCAA